Molecule: messenger RNA, 3646 nt
Organism: Ostrea edulis (European flat oyster)
Lineage: Eukaryota; Metazoa; Mollusca; Bivalvia; Ostreida; Ostreidae
Product: zinc finger protein 93-like
Exons: 2
Coding region: 692-2923 (743 amino acids)
Source: RefSeq, a predicted model, not a curated record
UUAAUGUUACUAUUCUCUGUCAUUUUUGAUAAGAUGAAAUAAGUGAAAUGACACAAAUUUUAGAGUUUUUGGAAAAAAAUGUUAGUUCUCCCAAUAAAAGUAAUUCAAUGAAUCAAAGAAUUUUGUCAAUUAUUUCUCCGAGAGUGGAAGAAAUUAUUGCUUCUUUUAUCGUUUACAUUAUUUCUAAACAAGAGACAUCAGUUUACCUCAAUUUCAAGAGGGGGGAGGGGGCGCUUGCUGUGCCCCUUUAAAUCCGCCACUGUAAAAAAUGUAUUAAUUACCAAAACGUGUCGCCAUCAAAACGACUUCAAAGGUGAUUGUAAAGAGGAUUCAUAUUACCGUAUUGCUAUUGUUUUAAUUUGCCACAAUCCGGAAGACAAGCCCCUGUGGUGUUAUAUUUUAUAAACUAUGGCGCAAUAGUUUAUAAAAUGUAAAUUGGCUUAAGAACUACUUGUCCUUAUACUACUGCUGAGCCCUAAACAGCUGUGGGAUUUUGAUUCUAAUUUUCAGGGUUUCGGUUUAUUUUGGAGAUUUGUGUAACAUGUUGAUCUGGAACUGGUUUAUCCGGAAUUUGUAUUUCAACUGUUACGGUUCGACAUUUAGCGACAGAUCAAUCUUAUCCCGUUGGCGAUACCCAAAAAGUACAAAAUUUGAAAAAUUGAAGAUCACAGGCAAUUAAGUGGUAAUAGUAAUGGUACGAAAAACUAAACCCAAGAGAAAAACUACCGAAAAACCCAAGACAAGGAACGAUUUAAUAACGUCAAGGAAAGGUAGAAAAAAAAAUUCAAAACCCUCUUUAAGUGAUGUUAAAUGUGAACAAAGGAAAACCCGAGGGCAGACCUCUGUCAAAUCAACUGAUGAAAACACGGGACACAACAGUAAAACAAGCACUUCUAGAAAGCCAAAGAUCAGAAAUGAUAUGCUGCAACAAAAUAAAAACAAAGAUGAGGAAAAUUCAAAACCAUCUGUAGGUGAUGUCGUUAAAAAGGAAAAAGGAAAUACCCAGUUCAAAACAGCUGAUGAAGAUGAAGACUGCAGCAGAAACAAGGGAGAGAAACACGAGGAGCCAGGCGAUGAUUCUACAAAACCUAUUGUUUGUGAGCUUUGUCCAUCCAUUUUAAAGAAUGUAAAAUCUUACAAGGAACACCAGAAGAUUCACACACGAAAAACACAUAAAUGCAAAGAGUGUGGGAAAUUCUUCAGGUAUGAAAGCGUUUUAAGGGAGCAUUAUCUGAUGCAUACAGGAGAAACACCUCACCAAUGCCAACACUGUCCUAAGAAGUUCCGCACUAAGAGCAAUAUGAAAAGGCAUUUGAUUAUACAUGGCAUACAUAGUGAGAAACGAGGGUUAUACAGGUGUCAGUGCGAUAUCUGUGGGAAAAUGCUGCGCUUUUCGUCAAAUUUACUGGCACACAAGAAAUCACACGAAGAGGAGAGGCCAUUUAUGUGUGUGGAGUGUGGAAAACAGUUCAAAAUGAAAGCACAUUUAGAUAACCAUAUGUCAUACCAUCUUAAAAUUGAACCCCAUGAAUGUGAAACAUGUGGAAAGAAAUUUCGGGACAAGUCAAACUUAAGAAAACACCAACUUAUUCACAAGGGAGACAGACAUUUCAAAUGCGACAUUUGUGAUUGGACAUUUCUUAGAAAGGAUCAGUUGAAAAUGCAUCAACGAACUCACACAAAACUUUCCUUCCAGUGCGCAGUAUGUGAAAAACAAUUCAAAACAGAGGCUUAUUACAAGAUGCAUUUGUCACAACAUGCCUUUGGAAACAAUUAUCUUUGUGAUAUCUGCAACAAAUUUUACAGCAGCAAUUCUAAUUUGAAAAUGCAUAUGAAAACAUGUCAUGGGACUUCCAAAUCUGUUGAUGUCAAAGUUAAAAAGGAAAAGAAUUUGCAUACUGUAAAGAAAGAGAGUGGGGGCCACAGCAAGAUGGAAGUUAUCACGGUUUUAGUUUUGAAGGAAAAGGAGAAUGUUGCAUCCAUUUUUAAACAUGUCCCACAAAGCCCUACAAAACAAGAGAAAACAAAUGAACCUGAAAUUUCCAAUGAAAAAUCUUAUAUUCAGGAGCAAGACAAUAUGACAGAAAACAAUACUGCUCCUUGUAAAGCCGAAAUCAGCAUCGAGGAAUCUGUCAGUCCUAAACAGUGUACUCUGGGAAAUGAAGAUUCAAAAGAUGAGAAAUCUAAGAUUGCCAGUGACAAAUCUGCCACUCUUGAACAAGACAAUAGGGUAGAGCUGGUAGAUAAAGCAGACAGCAGUGCCACAUCACCCAACACUGAGCUAGGACAGAGUGAGAUGAUAGAUAAAGCAGACAGCAGUGCCAUGUCACCCAACACUGAGCUAGGACGGAGUGAGAUGAUAGAUAAAGCAGACAGCAGUGCCACAUCACCCAACACUGAGCUAGGACGGAGUGAGAUGAUAGAUAAACCAGACAGCAGUGCCAUGUCACCCAACACUGAGCUAGGACGGAGUGAGAUGAUAGAUAAAGCAGACAGCAGUGCCACAUCACCCAACACUGAACUAGGACGGAGUGAGAUGAUAGAUAAAGCAGACAGCAGUGCCAUGUCACCCAACACUGAGCUAGGACGGAGUGAGAUGAUAGAUAAAGCAGACAGCAGUGCCACAUCACCCAACACUGAGCUAGCACAGAGUGAGAGGAAACUUGAAGGAGAACCCAAUGAUACUGAGGGUGCCCCUGAAAUAUCUCUUGAUGAAGGAACAAAUAUCAUGGAAGAAUUCAAAGGCAAACCUGAAAUACAGUCUAAUCUACAUGUAGCUGUAAACCAGUCUGAACUGGUUCAAAAUGAAGAGAAACUUACAGCUACACAAAUUGAGGGAGGUGUGAAAUAUAUCCAAAUUUACACGGAUGGCCGGUUACACACUCUAACAAGUGUGAAAUCCAGUGCCAUGCAAAAUUCUUAGGCGACAUAUUUCUGACUUGCACUUCAUUAUACAAGUGGUCUACGGUUGUAUAUAAGCUUCCUCCUCAAUUUUCAACUUAUUAAGUAAUAGGUAAACAUGCAAACCCCAUAACAACUUUAUAACAUAGUUUCUUUAUGUAUGUAAAUGACGACUGUACCAUGCUUUCAGAUGAAAAAAGAAAUGUUGAAAUUUUAUAUACAUGCAUGUGGCAGUCCUGUUCAAAGGUUGUUUCCUUCUCUCCUGAUUUGUAUUUCCCCCCACAGUCUUAUAAGAUGAUAGGGGAGGAGUGUGGUGGACAGUCUGUAAAAGGUAGUAUAUAUAUGAAUGUGUAAAUUAUGAUGCAUGUGAUUUAAGUGUAUAGAAUAUGUUUGUAUUCAAGAUAUUAAAUUUAGUUACCAUGGCAUGUAAUUACCUGUACUGUAUUUCUACCGACAUUUGUCCGUAACCUUGUAAGGCACCUCACUAUUUUAAAUUUCAUGAAAAUUGGGCCCUUCUAUUAUGCUUUGUAGGUCAUCUGACUCCAUCUUCGCUAACCAAGGCUUUACAGUCUGCUUCUCUACAACUCUUGGCUGCGUUAGCACGAUUUUUGUAGCUUUGAGUGGUGUUCUCUAGCGGAUGGAGAAAACAAACUCUGUUUGGAUUACAUCAUGUUCAACCAAUGAAAAUGCGUUUUUCAACUACACUUUGUGUGUUAAUUGUUAAAAUAAAAAUGGCUGCAACCAG